AUGAAUCCUCUGACACAGAUUGAGCGUGGUAAGUUAAUUUUGUUUGUGUUGGUUUUGUUUUUAGACUUUCGAAGAACGAAAAUGCGUUUGCGGCUUAUGACCUAAAAUAAGGUCAGAAAUUUUUUUAAAAUGGUCAAUCUUUUCGGCAAAUGCAACAAUGAGGCUAUGAUUGGCCUAACAAAAAUAUUUUUUGCCGUUUUUACCAAGGCCGGCUGAUUUCAUGUUAGAAUUCGACAAUUUUUCUUUGCUGAAUGGGAAAAUUGCUGUAUCUUUGUCAUGAGACAGUAUUUUCACGGGGUUUUUUGCAUAGAGUUGAGUGAGAGUGUCAUGAAAGUUGGCUUAAAAUUUGGGUUUUCAAAGAAACACGCCAACAUUGUUUUAGACGAUUUUCUUGACAUUGUUUUUGAUGGUGUUGGCCAUAUUCCAUUUUUGAUGUUUUAGGCGGUUAUUUCUCAGUUUUAUAGACGAAACUUGAUAUUUUUCGAGAGGUUAUGACUUCAGCUUUGUGGAAGAAUAAAAAUACAAAAAAUUAAAUUGCAGAGGAUUUUGUAAAUCCGUUAUUUUCUGUCACUCUUUCAUGAGCAAAGUAAAAAAAUUAUUUCUCAUUCUUCCAGCCCUCCAAAGCUCCAAUCUUUCCGAUCAUCUGUCCGCAAUAGCCCAAUGUUCCAAAGCCAUCCGCGAGAAUCCGUUUCCCCUUUUCGUCAACGCUCUUCUUCUCCGUUUGGCCGACACCUUCAAUGGCGAAAAGUUGACCAAAAUGGAUCAUUCCCUGAACCUGAUCCGCUUGCGGAUUGUGAAGCUGUUAAGAGAAUGUGGCAUGGAUCUGGCCGUUGUGUUCUCCAAGGACGAGAUUGUCCGCCGAGUGAUGAAGGUUUCCCAUUCCAAUGACUACAAAUCCCGCGCUUUGACCAUGUUGUUCUUCGCGGCUGCCGCUCCAAUUGUGCAUUCGAAUAAGAAAGUGGGUGGAAAUACGAUUACUAUUCUUGAAUUUCAUUUUAGCGAUCUUUUUUUGCUUUUUCAUAAAAAAAAUUUUUUUUGGAAAAUUUUUUUUUUUGAAAUUUUUUUCAUGUGUAAUAUCAAGUGUUUAGACUGUAAAAUAAUUCAAAAUGUUCUAGGUGCAUCAUUUGCUCGUUGAAGGCGCUGAUUGCACUGAUCUCACCGAACUUACCGCUGCCAUUGUAUCAGUUGGUCAUCUCGGGAAAUUUUCGGCGUAAGUGGAUCAAAAAGUUACCGAAUGGGGUAUUUUACAUUACAAUGGAUCGCAUUUGACCUUUUGCACAUUUGAGUUUUUUCUAAUUUUUUGGUUUUCAAAUGUUUUCGAUAGAUUUUUUUGACCUUUCUCUGGGUCCCGCCACGAAAAUCUGAAACAAUUUAAUUUUGUGAAAUUGUAAGUUCUACUUGUCUGGUUGACUCUACUUUUGUGUUUUUACUGCCAUAGGGCAUUUUACUCAUGAUUUUCAAAAAUUGGGUCCCGCCACGAAACCCUGAAAUCUUCCAAUUUCAGUGAAUUUUCGUCGCUGAUUGUCGAGAAAAUCGGCGAAAUGGUGUCAGAAACCCAAACCGAGGAGAGCUUGAAGGUUCGCCUCAUGGACGACCUCUCAUUGUUCCAAGAAAAUGUUAUGGUCACGAAGCAGUGCAUGGAACUCGGAAGGUCAUUACUGCGCAACAAUCCGGACCAAAAGGUCAGCCUGGUUGUAUUAAAUGCACUCACGGAGCUGGCGAAGAGAAAUGGACUGGCAUUGAAUGAGCAGGUGGGAGAUUUUGGCGAUUUUUUUGGAAAAAUUGGUUUUUGAAGGGUGUAAAAUUUUAAAAUUGUUGUAUCUUGAGGAUUACUGUAGUAUAAGCUUGGAAAUUUUUACUGAGACUGUGAGGAGGUGUAAAAUUUGUCUUGGCCAAGUUUUGUCGAAGUUUGAGUCUUACGGUAGUUUUUAUGGGAUACUGUCGGAUUAACACAACAUAUGGUCUAAAUUAAUAUAAAUCAUUUCAGAUCGACCUCCUUCUCACUGAGAUGCCCCAAUUCCUCAAAAGUCGCCAUUUCACCCGCUCUUUCCUGUCCAACUUGGCCCGACUAGCCGAUUAUCCGCAGCAUUGGACAACAAAUCAAGUGCAAAUGUUGCAAAGAAUCCUCCCGUUCUUGAUAGAUUCUGAAUUCCCAGAGAACUUAGUGCUAUGGCUGGAUUGUAUGAAUGUUUUGGCACAAAGGAUCCACUCCACAGCGAUUUCGGGUGAGAUUUUUUUUGUUUUUUUUUUGAAAAUUUAGGUCUUACCACGAAAGAUUGAGAAUCAGGGAAGCCAAAAAUUUUGGUUUUAGAGCGGAGUGUAAGUUUCUAAAAGUGUAAUAUUCGAGUUUAAAUACGUUACAUUUUUUACAGUAAUAUUUUUGGGUCCCACCACGAAAACUUUGAAAAUCAGAAACGCUUCGAAAUUCAAUGAAAUCACGGUAAAUUGUUGUAGAUUCGAUCCCAGCGCUCAUGGAACUCCUCAAUAACUCCAAAUUUAUCAUCAGAAUCCGCACAUUACAACUUCUCCUUACACUAGCCGGAAAAACCUCAUUGCCGGCCGAGAAAUUGGCCACAGUUGAGGAAAUAAAGCCUCUUCUGGGCUCAGAAAUCAUUAAUUUGAUGGAAGAAAUUUCGGAAUCGCCAAGAAUUACGCGAAAAAUGGAAAAAGUCCGGUUCUUCAAGAGUAUCGUCAAGUUGAUGCGAAAUGGGACCUGUUCCAGCUACGGAUUGGACGAAAUGUCGAUUAUUGAAGUGUUACAGAGGGUAGGGAUGGGUUUUAUAAAGAAAAAUUUUGCUUGCCGAAAAAAUAUGAUUGCACUGUGCAAAGAAAAUAAAUGGGGAAAUAUGCACUGUGCGGUCGAAAUUGUCACGAAUUUUUGGGAUCGCACUGUGCAAUGGAUUGAAAGAUGGGAAAGGUUGUGAUGCACAGUGCAGACGAUUUUUUUUAUAAAUUUUGGGAUUGCACAGUGCGAAUGGUUGUUUGAUGCACAGUGCAAACGAUUUUUUAUAGAUUCUCGGUUUGCACUGUGCAAUGGAUCGAAAGAGAGGAAUUGAUGUGAUGCACAGUGCAAACGAUUUUUUUUAUAAAUUGUUGGACAGCACCGUGCAAAAAAUUGUGAUCGCACUGUGCGGUGCAAAAUUUGUGAUUGCACUGUGCGGUCGAAAUUGUUACGAUUUUUUUUGAAUCGCACUGUGCAAUGGAUCGAAAGAGGGGAAGGAAUGUGAUGCACAGUGCAGACGAUUUUUUUUAUAAAUUUUAGGAUUGCACCGUGCAAAAAAUUGUGCACUGUGCGUUCGAUUUGUCGCGAAUUUUUUGGAUUGCACUGUGCAGUGGAUCGAAGGAGAGGAAGGGAUGUGAUGCACAGUGCAGACGAUUUUUUUUAUAAAUUCUUGAAGUGCACUGUGCAAAAAAUUGUGAACGCACUGUGCGGUCGAAAUUGUUACGGAUUUUUAUGAUCGCACUGUGCAAUGGAUCGAAGGAGAGGAAGAGAUGUGGGGCACAGUGCAGUCGAUUUUUUUAUAAAUUGUUGGGUUGCACCGUGCAAAAUUUGUGAUCGCACUGUGCGUUUCGAUUUGUCGCGGAUCUUUUGGAUCGCACUGUGCAAUGGAUCAAAAGAGAUGAAGGAAUGUGGUGCACAGUGCAAACGAUUUUUUUUAUAAAUUGUUGGAUUGCACUGUGCAAAAAAAUUGUGAACGCACUGUGCGGUCGAAAUUGUUACGGAUUUUUAUGAUCGCACUGUGCAAUGGAUCGAAGGAGAGGGAAAGCUGUGAUGCACAGUGCAAAACGUUCAGGUGUGCACAGUGCAGACGAUUUUUUUUAUAAAUUGUUGGUUUGCACUGUGCAAAAAAAAUUUGAACGCACAGUGCGAAGAUAAAAAAAACUUUUGCAUUCUGCAAAUUUUUGUGAUUUUUUUUUUGUUUUUAGGCCGUCGAGUCCCGUCACCCAGAAUACUAUCGACAGACCCUCGAGACAUUGAACGCCAUCGCCGAUGCCAUCCCAGCAACGGCCACGGAACUGUCCGAAUGGGCCUUGGAACGUCUCGGGGCAACACAAGAGGGCCAAUUUCACACUCAAUCGGACUUACUUUACAAUUUGGCUUUAUUGCCCAUCAAGGAAAACCAGGAAAAAAUUUUGGAGCUGACCGAGAAAAUUGUGAAUGAAGUGAGAAGCAAUGAAGAACACACCUGGUUCGCCUAUAAAUUUGCCCGGACCGGGUUCAGAUACGGCCAUUGGAGCGAAGUGGCGUUGCCAACACUGGAAUUAAUGCAGGAAAAGGUGAGAAUUUUGCUUGAACUGUCUUUUUGGCGGGAUUUUACAAGUUCUACGUCGGUUUUGAAAGAAUUUGGCGACUUCCCCUGAUCUUCAGGGUUUUCGUGGUGGGACCCAAGGGUUCAUUUUUUAGUAUUAAUGACUUUUUGAUAACUGAAAACGUGUUUUAGAACUGAUUCUAGACAUUUUACGAUUUUUCAAACAUUUUGGCAUUUGUCCUGAUCUUCAGAGUUUUCGUGGUAGGACCAAAAAAAUUAAUUUUUUUUUACUAAUUUGGUACAGGGUGCGGCAAAAAAAUGGAAACUUUUUUCAUUGGGUCCUGACGCAAAAAUUUUUAAGUGCAGCAAAAUUAUUUUCGUACCAUUAAAUUCUACGUAGCUUUCUCUCCUAUACCUUAUAAUUUCAUGUCCAUAUCGGUUUAUUAACAUUAUUUUUUUGAAUGACAAACAGAGGGACCUCGAUUUCGGACCUGUUUUUUUACCUGUGCGAACUGUUAAUUUGCCCGGCAUAGAAAGCACGUUGUGUCCAAAGUAAUCACACAAUGCAGGGAGCUUUUUGACAAUUUUAAGCGUCCAGUAAGCGAAAGAAAACGCACCGCCAACACUUCUGCUAGCCGCGGAGUCAUCAAUAGCGAAAUCCGUCGAUUUCGAGAAAAAAUUGCCCGUGAGACCGGCAUCAGCGACCGACCAGUCGGCCAAAUAGCUAAAAAUCAACUCAAAGUCUCCCAACGCAAGCUAUGAAAUGCCCAACUCCUAAUCGGCAAGAUCAAGCCCGUACGCCUGAAAAAAUGCCAAAAAUUCCGACGUCGGGCCGCAGGUCCGCGAUGGGAGCGCAUUCCCUUCGCGGUGCAAUCUUUGGCGGGUGCACAACCAACAGAACGUCAUAGUCCAAUCCGAUGAGGCGCCCUGCAUGUCGGCUAACGACGAACACCGUCAAAAUAAAGGCCGUCAUCGCCUAAGGGGGAAUUUGUGCCAGCGGCAAGAAUUCCGAGAUUUUCGUGGAUCAAGCGGGCAAAAUUCUAGCGUCGCGUUAACUUCGAUGUCCUCAUGCUUCUGUUGGCUCAGUAGAACCUUGGCAGCGCAAAUUUGAGGUUCCAACUAGACUCAGCGCCGACUCACAGGGCAACAACGCGUCAAGACCGAUUUUGAGACCGAUUUUCCCAAUUUCACCCCGUCUGCGAAAAGAGCGCCUGCUCGCCGGGUGUAGAUCCAAUGGACUGUAAUUUUUUUUCAAUUGGAGGCCAGCAUCUGUACUACACGCCACAAAAGUUUGGAGUCGCAAAGUAAUCGCUGCGUCAAGAACGGGACCGAUUUCCCCGAAAAAAGCUGCGGCCAAAAGGCCAAAAUUUUAAGUCACGUUUGGAGCUCUAUAUCGCCUCCAAAAGCAGCCACGGUAAAACGGGUUUAAUAUGUUAUAAACAAUGCUCUAUCUUAUUGAAGAUGACCGUUACUUUUGCGGAAUUUGGAUUGCUAGGAAAAAUAUAGCUAUAAAAAUAAGUUUCCAUUUUUUUGCCGCACCCUGUAUAAUAGUUAGUGUUAAAAGCACCUCUAUCGAAUUUUAAAAUUGUUUUGAGAUUUUGGCUACUUUCCCUGAUCUUCAGGGUCUUCGUGGUGGGACUCAAAAAAUCACCAAUUUUCACAAAAAAUUUUUACAGUGUCAAACCGUGGAGAGUUCAGCGUUCAUUUCGGCCCUAAUCAACAUUGCUGGAGCCCAAUUACCCUCUAAAAUCGACGUACAAUCCCUGAAAAAUGCGCGACAAACCCUCAGACACGCACUACUUUUGCUUACCGUAAGUUGUAAGAAAAAUUUUCAGUUUUUUGAAUUUAGCCUUUGGCCAAGAACUCGCGGAACACCCAUUGUUUCACAUUCCCUGCGGCCUACAUCGACGCGGUCUACCGAUUGUUCGGAGCAACGAAUACUGUUUUGGUCGCCAUGAACACAUUAUUGGAAUCGAACCCUGAAACGUUUGGCAUUGCACAUAUUGAAUAUGUCCUACCUGAUGUGAGUUUAGGCUGAGAUGGAGUUACUAACAGCGGGUGUAAUUUUUGGGAGUUUGGAAAAAAAAUUUAUAUUGUACUAGGUAUUUGAUGUAAAAAUUUUGGCGUUUUUUGAAUUUUUUAAGAAUUAUUUAUGCUUUUGAAACAGCUAUGUGAGUUUGUGAACAUUUUGUGUAAGCUUGCGAUAAAUUUGUUGGUCUAUAAACGGUGUUUUUCCAUGAGAGAAACACUUGACUCAAUAAAUGGAAGAGUUGACUCAAAAGAAAAGCUUUUGAAAAAUCAAUAUAAAAGCUUUUGUUGGCGUAGUUUGCAAUGUUUUAUUUUUGUUUUCUUGGAGAGAAAGAGUUGGCACAAAAAUUCACGAAUGGGUCAAGUGUCUCUUUCAAAGAAGAAAAGACUGCUCCAAGUUAUAAAAUGAAAUUUUAGAUUGAGCAAGCUCGCGAAGAGUUUAUUGAAGUCCGCGAGGCCUGGGUGCAACUUUAUCAACGCUCGUUUGACGCGGAUUCCAACACUCUAAACCAACUCGAACUCAUGAAUAGACACGCUCAACUUUGUGAACUUUUAUUGGACCGAUUGUACUCUCAAGAGCUUACGUAAGUAGUAGGGAGAGUUUAUAGAAGAUUUGUAGGAAAAAAUAAUUGUUUCUGGACUGUUUAUCGACGAGAGAAACACUUGGCUCAAUUUGGGUCAAGUGUUCCUCUCGGUGCCUAAGGGUUGGGAAAGCUGUGUUAUAAUUGUUGUAUUUCUCGAGAAUGAUUUGUAAGGUCUAAUAAUAUUGUUUUCAGGCCGAUCGCUCAAUUCCCCAGAUGCGCCGAAAAUUGCACAAACGCUCAACUGGAACACCUGCUCGAUUGGGCAAUAACCAAGGCCAAUCAAUGUUUUGUGCCGGUAACUGGAUCAAUAAGUCAAAGGCUGAGCGCUUGGGCAUCGGUGAGUGUGAUUUGUGAGGGUUUUGGGUUGUUGAUUUUGUGCCACGGUGCAAUUUUUGGGUCCCACCACGAAAACCUGAGGAUUGAGAAUUUGGCAAAGAUUGCGUUUGAAAUCGACGAAUUAAUAAUCAAGAGAGAUUUUAAGGGAAUUCUGAAUGAUUUUAGAAUAUAUUUGGGGAAAAAAAUUGGUUUUUUAUUUGAAAUUUGAGAAAUUAUUGCAAAAUUCCUUUAAAUUGCGGUUUUUUAAAUUUUUGCCUUCAGAAUCUCCAAGUUUUUGACGAAAUCUUUGGCCGACUGGCCAUCCCAUCCCUCUGCCUCCCCAGGUUCUUCUUCCAACAACUCUGGCGCACCAAUAUCCGAGUCAACAUCCUCCCACAGCCAAGGGAACAUGAACAAUAUCUCCAGCUCACUUCCCGACAAUUCCCCUUGACUGUGGAGGGAAUUAUUGAAUCGAACAACCCGAAAGGCAUCCAAUCCAUGGAAAUCUACGUGUAUAUGAAGGUGGACAAGAAUUCGGAGGAGGUUCUGGCGGAUAAAAGGAAGACCAACUUGAAUGCCGAGACUUACUUCAAAGAACAGUUUUUGCUGACAAUUCGAAAGGUGAGAAGAGUUGAAAAGAGGAUGGUUUAGAGAGAAGAGAGUGUGUAGAAGAUUUUACGAAAUGUUUUUUUGAUUUUUGAAAUGGUGAAAAUACGAUAAAUCGAUUUUUCUCGAAAAUUUUAGGGUUUUUUGGAAAUUUUUUGAAGUUUGGCGAUUCAUGAAUUCCCAAGUGAUUGAAAAUGAAGUGUAGAGAGACUAAGAGGGCUGUGAAAGAGAUUGCAAUAAAGAUUUUUGAUUUUGGAAAGGGGUAAAAUACGAUAUUUUGAAUUUUUUAUCCAAAAAGUGGGCAAAAUUUGAUAAUUUUUGCAAAUAAGGGUUUAUUUUGGAUUUUUUGAUGGUUAGAAUGUAAUAAAAUUGAAUGAGAAUGUAACUUGAAAGGUUGUAGAAUAUUUUACAAGAGGUUACUUUGAUUUUUUGAAGGUUUAAAUUACGAUGAUCUUGCUGUUUUUGCAAAAAAUUGCAAUUUUUUUUUUAUUUUUUGGAAAAUUUUUCGAUUUAUUUCAAAUUUUUUUAAAUUUCUUGAUAUGAAAAAUUUCCAAAUUUGAUUCUCCAUAUUUUAAAAUGCAAUUUUAUUUAUUAAUUUUUGUUUAGAUGACCGAAAUCACCGUCAAAUUGUACUUUACCGACGCCAACAGCGACCUGAAAAAGCUUUGGAGAGCCGAAAGCGAAGGCCGAUUGGUCGUGAACAUCCCCGAAUUCAAAGAUACUACAUAA
Messenger RNA from Bursaphelenchus xylophilus (pine wood nematode), 8512 nucleotides. NCBI's taxonomy places the organism in Eukaryota, Metazoa, Nematoda, Chromadorea, Rhabditida, Aphelenchoididae. The record is from the annotation of a GenBank genome assembly.